Arabidopsis arenosa is the source of this 2217-nucleotide messenger RNA. The record is from the annotation of a GenBank genome assembly. NCBI's taxonomy places the organism in Eukaryota, Viridiplantae, Streptophyta, Magnoliopsida, Brassicales, Brassicaceae.
UCAAAGUCUCGAAGGAAAAUGAAGUCAAACAAAAUCUGAUAUAUUAAAUUUCAAGAAACCAAAUGAAAUGUAAUCCGAUUUAUGGUCGGAGUCUAGCCUAAUACUUUUGUUAAGAUAUUACAAGAAAGUGUGAGAAAAUGAUGGGUCUCUGUUCUCCUUCACCUUCUUCAAACGAUUGUUCUUCAUCUUCUCCAAGGAACUGGGAGAAGCAGAAUGUGAUUGUUGCAUCACCUUCAAGAUUCUCUACCUACACUAAACCGAGUGUAUCAAUUGAGAAGAGAUUACUAACUUACCAGGAUUCUAAUUGCAACGUUAUGCCAAAGUCUUCAGAAGAUUUGAGGAAAGAAAUUGCUUCACUUGAGUUUGAGAUUCUGCGUACAGAACAAUAUCUGCUCUCUCUUUAUAGGACAGCUUUCGAUGAACAAGUUUCUUCUUUUUCUCCUCACACUGAAACAAGCUUAGUGUCUAAUCAGUUUUGUCCCAAAUCCGAGCAAUCUGACGUUACCAGUGUCUUCAGCUACCAUUAUCAAGCUUCUCCGGCGUCUGAAUGUUCCUCUUCGUGUCCUCCUCGGAGUUUCCAAGCCAGCUUAAAAGCUUUGUCUGCAAGAGAGAAGAGUAGAUAUGUUUCUGCUAAUCACAGUACUCUUGGAGAUCUUCUGGGUUCUUCGCUUAUCGUAGAUAACAUUGUGAACCCGAGUAGGCUCUCUGAAGAUAUCUUAAGAUGCAUAUGUUCUGUAUAUUGUACACUCUCCAGCAAAGCCAGAACCAAUUCUUGUCUUCAGGCUUCUUCUUCUUCACCUUCAUCUGUCUCUUCCAAAACCACUUUUGAUAGCUGGAACUCGCGUCACGAGGAACACAAAGAAGCAAAUGUGCCAGGCAUUGUUGUAAUAGAAUCUCUAGAACUUCACCUGGAUGAUGGUAGUUUCAAUCACGCUGCUCUUAUGCUCCAAAACUUCAGAUCACUAGUUCAAAAGCUUGAGAAGGUUGAUCCGAGUAGAAUGAAACGCGAAGAGAAGCUCGCAUUUUGGAUAAACAUUCACAAUGCCCUCACAAUGCAUGCCUAUUUAGCCUACGGAACUCACAACCGCUCCAGAAACACCUCGGUUUUAAAGGCAGCUUAUGAUGUUGGAGGCUACCGAGUAAACCCUUACAUAAUCCAAAGCUCAAUCUUAGGCAUUCGUACGCAUUUCUCACCACCUUUGUUGCAGACAUUGUUUUCGCCAUCAAGAAAGUCGAAAACUUGUAAUGUCAAACACAUAUACGCCUUGGAAUAUCCCGAGGCAUUGGCUCAUUUCGCUCUUUCUUCAGGAGCUUCUACAGAUCCUCCGGUUCGGGUUUACACAGCGGAUUGCGUUUUCCGGGAUCUAAGAAAAUCCAAAGAAGAGUUUAUAAGAAACAAUGUUCGUAUACACAACGAGACAAAGAUAUUGUUGCCCAAGAUCGUUCAUUACUAUGCUAAAGACAUGUCAUUGGAUGCAUCUACCCUCAUGGAAACAACGUUGAAGUGUUUACCGGACUCCACGAAGAGAAUAGCUCAGAAAUUGUUGAAGAAGAAGAGCAGAAACAUAGAAUAUUCACCGGAAAACUCAAAUUUCCGUUAUAGCUCGACGAUCUUGUUCUCUGGUGUUGUUCCUCUGCGUGUGAGAUCGGUUUUGACUCCAGCGAAUCCAGCUACCGAUCGAGCUUCAAUGGCGAGUUCCUCUGGUCCUAAGUGGGCUCAGAAAACCAUCACACUUCCACCGCUACGUCGUGGAUGUCAUCUUAUUACUCCAAAGAUAGUGAAGGAAAUUGGGCAAGACUUGUCAGGUUUCAAUUGUGGUCUUGCUCAUGUCUUCUUACAACACACGAGUGCUUCUUUGACAAUCAAUGAGAAUUAUGAUCCAGAUGUUCAGGCUGAUACUGAGACUUUCUUGAACAGGAUUGUUCCUGAGGGAAAUUCAGCGCCUUGGAGGCAUACCAUGGAAGGUCCUGAUGACAUGCCAGCUCAUAUCAAAUCAUCAAUGUUUGGAUGUCAACUCACAAUCCCAAUAACAAAAGGCAAACUCAACAUGGGAACCUGGCAGGGAAUAUGGCUAUGUGAACACCGUGAUGCUCCAACAGCACGCAGAGUUGUGGUCACUCUCAAUGGAAUCUAGAUAUGUUUCUUCAUGUUAGAUUGCUUGUAACCUCGUGGUUUUUAUAGAUUUUACAGUCUUGUAAUGAAAUUUGACUUUCUAU